Molecule: messenger RNA, 1487 nt
Organism: Hippopotamus amphibius kiboko
Lineage: Eukaryota; Metazoa; Chordata; Mammalia; Artiodactyla; Hippopotamidae
Gene: GRPR
Product: gastrin releasing peptide receptor
Exons: 3
Coding region: 152-1306 (384 amino acids)
Biological process (GO): G protein-coupled receptor signaling pathway
Cellular component (GO): membrane
Molecular function (GO): G protein-coupled peptide receptor activity
Source: RefSeq, a predicted model, not a curated record
UGAAUGCCAUAGUAUCUGUGUACUCAGAGUAUUUUUAUGAAAGAAGAUAAAGAGCCCAGCAUAGAUUUUAUUCUCAUCUUCACACAAUGGCAAAGUCAAAGUUAAGAAACAGCAUCUAAGGACACUAUUUAGGUGAGAAAGAAUCUAGAGGAUGGCCCUGAAUGACUGUUUGCUUCUGAACUUGGAAGUGGACCAUUUCGUGCACUGCAACAUCUCUAAUCACAGUGUGGAUCUCCCCAUGAACGACGACUGGUUCCACCCUGGGGUCCUCUAUGUCAUCCCUGCAAUUUAUGGGGUCAUCAUUCUGAUAGGCCUUGUUGGCAACAUCACCCUGAUCAAGAUCUUCUGUACUGUGAAGUCCAUGCGAAAUGUGCCGAACCUGUUCAUCUCCAGCCUGGCUUUGGGAGACCUGCUCCUUCUGGUAACCUGUGCGCCGGUGGAUGCCAGCAGGUACCUGGCUGACAGAUGGCUGUUUGGCAGGAUUGGCUGCAAACUAAUCCCCUUUAUCCAGCUUACCUCGGUGGGGGUAUCUGUCUUCACACUCACGGCUCUCUCGGCAGACAGGUACAAAGCCAUCGUCCGGCCAAUGGAUAUCCAGGCCUCUCAUGCCCUGAUGAAGAUCUGCCUCAAAGCCGCACUGAUCUGGAUCAUCUCCAUGCUUCUGGCCAUCCCAGAGGCUGUGUUUUCUGACCUACAUCCCUUCCACGAGGAAAGCAGCAACCAGACCUUCAUUAGCUGUGCCCCAUACCCACACUCUAAUGAGCUGCACCCCAAAAUCCACUCCAUGGCUUCCUUCCUGGUCUUUUAUAUCAUCCCACUGUCAAUCAUCUCUGUUUACUACUACUUCAUUGCCAAAAAUCUGAUCCAGAGUGCUUACAGUCUACCUGUGGAAGGGAAUAUACACAUCAAGAAGCAGAUCGAAUCCCGGAAGCGCCUGGCCAAGACAGUGCUGGUGUUCGUGGGCCUCUUUGCCUUCUGCUGGCUACCCAACCACGUCAUCUACCUGUACCGCUCAUACCACUACUCCGAGGUGGACACCUCCAUGCUCCACUUCGUCACCAGCAUCUGCGCCCGUCUCCUGGCCUUCACCAACUCCUGCGUGAACCCUUUUGCCCUCUACCUGCUGAGCAAGAGUUUCAGGAAACAGUUCAACACCCAGCUCCUCUGCUGCCGCCCUGGCCUGAUGACCCGGUCUCACAGCACUGGCAGAAGUACCACCUGCAUGACCUCCUUCAAAAGCACCAACCCCUCCGUGGCCACCUUCAGCCUCAUCAAUGGAAACAUCUGUCACGAGGGGUACGUCUAGACUGACCCUUGACUCUGCCCGCCUAGGGACCCCUGGUUUUGCUUUAUGGCUGGUAAGGAACCCUCACCAGGGUUGUUGUCCCUGUACCCUCCGAAGACCCUUUGACAGGCUUGUGAGUGAUGUGGGUGGGUUAGGGAGAGGCCCAAAUGGGUCACUAUAAAGUUUGAAAAGCCCAUCAAGG